This is a messenger RNA of Heteronotia binoei (common prickly gecko), 2900 nucleotides long. It is a transcript of the gene CCSAP, whose product is annotated as centriole, cilia and spindle associated protein. Gene Ontology annotation, molecular function: microtubule binding. Gene Ontology annotation, biological process: regulation of mitotic spindle assembly. The record is from RefSeq and is a predicted model, not a curated record. Bases 107 to 913 code for a protein of 268 amino acids. NCBI's taxonomy places the organism in Eukaryota, Metazoa, Chordata, Lepidosauria, Squamata, Gekkonidae. The transcript is spliced from 3 exons. Gene Ontology annotation, cellular component: centriole; spindle; axon.
UGUGUUUAAACCUUCCAGCGGGAGGGUGGGGCGAAGAGCCCUCAGCCCGGGGGUGGCGAUUCCUGGUUCGAGGGCGACCCCGCGGGGCAGGUCUGAUCAGCCCGCCAUGGUGCCGUCGCGAUGCGUGAAGAGCGAGUAUAUGAAGCGCUACAAGGAGCCCAAAUGGGAGGCGUGCGGCCCCUGCUACCAGGAGCUGCUGCGCUACCGCCUGAGUCGGCGCCUUCUGGAACAAGCGCACAGGCCCUGGUUUUGGGAUGACUGGGAGCAGGACAGCGGCGGGUCGCCAUCGCCUCCCAGCACUUCUAGUCCCCCGGCCGCCCAGCAGCAGCAGCAGGAGGAGGAGGAAGCGGCAGUGACGGCGGAAGUGCCCAGCAGCGAGCCUCAUCCUGGCAGGCUGAAUGGAGUUGGGGAGAGCCUCAGGGCCAGCCCGGCAGAACCCCUGCGUGCAUCCGAGGAAGAAGAGCAGGAAAAAGCUGAAGAGAAGGCUGAAAUCAAGGAUGCGGAAAAGAAGUCUGCAGGGAAAGAAAGGAACAAUUCAACAAGUCAUGAACCUGGUAACUCUCCAGGUCACAGUGCUUUGACCAGCCGAGGGGACAGACGACAAGCCAAAAGUCCUCAAAGGACAGAAAUUCCAAAGGGAACAAAACACCCAUUUGCUUUGUAUGGCUGGGGAGAAAAACAGACUGAUACAGGAAAUCAGAAAACUCACAAUGUCUGUGCAUCUGCUUCAUCAAAUGAAAUUCAUGAAUCGGCAUUAAGAGCAAAGAAUAGAAGGCAAAUAGAAAAACGGAAGUUGUCUCAGAGGCGGAUUCACUCAGCAGAAGUAGAAAGAAGCUGGAGAACAAAAUCUUCCGGCUCUGACAAUCCCUGGAUGACUGAAUACAUGAGGUGUUACUCGGCUCGAGCUCGAUGAUUCACAGCUUGAUUGGAUAUCUCUGUUUUUAAUUCAGCAAAUGUUUUCCAGUGCUUUCAAGAUACUAGUGCAAAGCCCUGAACUCCUUAUGCAAGGCUUUUACAAAAGGAUUUUCUAGUAGUUUGUUUUGUUGUUUGUUUCCCUCUGCAGUAAGCAGAACAGUUGGAGCCCUACAGAUAGGAGCUGUAUUUGCCAAUAUAGCUUCUUGAGAACUUCUUUUAAAAUAAUGUCUUUCAGGAGGUAUUUCUAUUGACUUCUGAAAUAUCUAGGUUUUUACAAUGAACAUGGGUUUUUUAAUAAGCCAAAAACUCCCUGGAAGAAUUCCUUGACUAAUACACGGUCCCCUUAUGUUGAUACAUCCUUCAACCCUGAUACAGAGAAAAAGUGAUCUUUAAGUCACAUGAACAUCUAUUGGAAGAAAGUUAAAUUGUAACUAAUGUAAACUUUCUAUAUUAGGUGGCUGCUAGACUGUACAAAGAAGGCUGCUUUAAAAAUUCUUUGAGGGGUGUUAAUGCCAUUGUGUUGUCAUGUGAUAUAGACUUCACCCUGGAACAGGGUACAUCUGCCCUUGUGAUCUGCUUAACCAAACAGAGCCCUCCAGUGCUGUAGGAUGGCUUUCCAUGGCCUCACUCAGAGGAAGGUGGCAUCCACUUGGUUUGGAGGAUCACAAAUUGUGCAGGCCAGUAUGAAUAGUCAAGAUUCCCUCAGAACUCGCUGUUGGGGACUGUGGUUUUGAAAUGCUUACAGGUGUUUUGAGAAUUUUGAAGCUUUUCACAACUCUUGAUAAUGACUUCAUGUUUACAUUCCAGUUUUGAGUUUUGUGGCCAUUAGGACUUGUCAGUGAAGUAGAUUAUAAUGUGCUGUGAUUGUAUUUUAAGCUGCAUUUCUUUGCUAUCAUAAACCCACCAUACCAAAUGACCAAUAUAGACAAUCAUUAACCAGUAGUGGUGGUCUGUUCAGUGACUGGACAGUAAUAAGGACUUGUUGCCACUGAACUGGAAUGUAAUGCAUUUUUAAUGCUUUGUGUGGAUGGACUAAAAUGUAUUUCCUAAACACUUUUGAUAUACAGUUUUCUGGUUGUUAGUGGUUUCUAAAAUUCUGAUUAGGACUUUGCUACUAGUCUGAUCUAGCUGGUGUGUGUUCCAUUUGGUACAUGUAGGACUUGAGUAGACAGGGCAAAGCAUAUAACAUAUAUCUGUUCCCCCUAAAAACAGGUCUGUAUAGGUCAGAAGAAGAAGCCAUCGGUGAUUAUAGAAUGUGACAAAUCUUGGGUAAUGCUUAGUGUUUGUAUCUUUAUUGAUCUUUUUAGUGUCAGACUCCAACCUGGUGAUUUGCUUGAAAAAAAAUUAGUGUCGGUAUAUAGAACACACUUAAAGAACCUUUAUGGCCACAAUAGCAGAAUCUCUUCCAAGAAUGUUGUUUCAGUAAAAUGACAUUUGAGAAGGUAACUUUUCUGUGUAAUUGGUAUUGAUCUCCAAACACACCUCAGUAAUUUUGUGAAAUUUGAGCUGAGUUGUUAUCUGUUCUUCCCAAGGAUACAUCAGGUACUCUGCCUAAUAUGAAUAACUUGACCCUUCUCUGGUUGUGGUAGAAAGCUUUUGGCCUUAACUAAUUUCAGUUUUUGUUCUAUAUUCAGGUACUCUUCUGGAGCUUUUCCAUGGAAUGAUGGUAUCUUGGCCCUUUGUCGUUCUAGUUCCAUAUCUCCCAUAUAGCUACAAAAUUAAAGCACUGAUUUUGCCUGAGGAUUUGUAACAGUUUUUUGCAUUGACAAGGAACUCAGAGGGGUGUAUUAAUUUUUUUUUGGUCUUAUCCUAAAGGUUUUUUCUUUUCUAAAUGAAAGGUAACAUUAUUUUUAAGUUGCCAAUCUGGCCAAUCAGAUUUCACUUCCCAAAGUAGAACAAUCAUGAGGUUUCAACAGAAUUGUAGCACUUUCCUUCUGAUGAAUGCUUGCUGAAAAUAAAUAGAAAUGUGUAACUUAACACCAAAA